Messenger RNA from Chelonoidis abingdonii (Abingdon island giant tortoise), 1882 nucleotides. RefSeq names its product aldo-keto reductase family 1 member C1-like. Gene Ontology annotation, molecular function: oxidoreductase activity. The record is from RefSeq and is a predicted model, not a curated record. NCBI's taxonomy places the organism in Eukaryota, Metazoa, Chordata, Testudines, Testudinidae.
GAGGAGACCUUAAUUCCUCUUUUCAGCUCUUUUUCAGCAGUGAUCAGAUUAAAUAUCAACUCCCUACCACCCCCACCUUUGAGUGUGUGCAUUACAAAAAAUGACUGAUCUUUGAGCCUUGUAUUAAGCAAUGCUGAACAUCUCCCAGCUGGUUUGCUGUGUUGCAUUUUUUACCCGUUUGGACACUGCAGUUAUAGGCUUGGUCAGUCCCUCAGUCUCCAUGCCUCAGUAAAUAAAAAUAACAUUCCGUCAAGGGCAGACGUGUAGCAACAUUUCAAGCUUCAAGAAAGAACUGGCAUAAACCGUUCAGUGGAAGACAAUGGAGCUCUGCAAAGAUACCUCUAUGGAAAUGAAUGAUGGGUACAGAAUUCCUGUGAUCGGAUUUGGUACCUUCGCCCCUGAUAUAGUUCCAAAAAGUAAGUGUGAGGAGGCUGUAAAGGUGGCUAUUGAAGUUGGCUACCGCCAUAUAGAUGGAGCCUAUCUCUAUGAGAAUGAGAAGGAGAUUGGGCAAGCCAUUCGAGAGAAGAUUGCAGAUGGAACAGUCAAAAGAGAAGACAUAUUUUACACAGGAAAGCUUUGGAGCACCUUUAACACUCCUGAGAUGGUCCCUUCAGCCCUGGAAAAGUCACUGAAGAGCCUGCAGUUUGACUACAUUGAUCUCUAUAUUAUUCAUACACCCCUAUCUUUAAAGCCUGGAGAUGAUUUAUUCCCAGUGGAUGGAAAUGGAAAAUUGAUUUUUGAUAAUGUAGACCUGUGUGCCACUUGGAAGGCCAUGGAGGCAUGUAAAGAUGCAGGCUUGGUGAAGUCCAUUGGACUGUCCAACUUCAAUCGCAGACAGCUGGAGAUGAUCCUGAACAAACCUGGACUCAAGUACAAACCUGUCUGCAACCAGGUUGAAUGUCAUCCUUACCUCAACCAAAGGAAAUUGCUGGAAUUCUGCAAAUCCAAAAAUAUUGUCCUGGUGGCUUUUAGUGCCUUGGGAUCUCACAGAGAUGAGAGAUGGGUGGAUCAAAGCUCUCCACUUCUGCUGGAGGAUCCAAUACUGAACGCUCUGGCCAAAAAAUACAACCGAAGCCCAGCUCUAGUAGCCCUGCGCUACCAGCUGCAGCGUGGUGUGGUAGUCCUUGCCAAGAGCUUCACCAGAAAGCAUAUUGAAGACAACUUUAAAGUGUUUGACUUCCAGUUGACAGAGGAGGACAUGAAAGCCAUUGAUAGCCUGAACCAAAACCUUCGCUAUGACCCGUGUCAAGAAUAUUUGGACCAUCCUGAGUAUCCAUUUGCUGAUGACUAUUAAAGAGGAUUCAUUUGCAAUUCCUAUGUUGUUAGCAAAUAGUAAUAAUGAUCUAUACCUAAGGCCAAUUCUAGAGGAAAAAUACCAUUUAUAACACCGUUUCCACCAACUUGUCUACUGUGUAAUUUAACCUAGAGAGUAAGCAGCUAAAUCUCAUCCUUACAAUGACUUGUCUUCUUUCUUUUGAUAAUGUUGAGGGGGGAAAGGCAUGUUUUGUAUAUAAUCAGUUCCUGCCCCUGAUCUUUCAUAAAUAUUUUGUCUUCAUUCUGAGCUGCUAGAACUUAAUCCCUGGGAAUGCACUGUGCCUCUUGAAAAUCUCAGCCAAGCUUGUGUGUAAAAAAUAUAGUGACUAACCAAACAUUAGGUGGUGGUAUAGCCUUGUUCAUUCCAGGAUUUUAAGUAGACAAGUGGGGUGAGGUAUUAUCUUUUGUUGGAUCAGUUUCUGUAAGCCAAUGAGGCAAGUUUUUGAGUUACACACAGCCUACAUGACCUGAAGGAGAGCUCUGUGUAAGCUUCUCUAUCACCAACAGAAGUUGGUCCUAUAAAAGAUAUUACCUCACACACCCCCACCUUGUCUUUCAAACAUCAGGU